CUUUGUAUGCUGCCGCCGAGUCCUUAUCCCGGCGUUUCAUUCUAUUCCAUUUCAAUUAGCAUUCCUACAAACACAAACCUAAUCAAUCUGCCUUCGAUUUCUCAAUCAUCAGAUCACAACUCACUUGCGAGGUAUUCUUAUCUCUUCAUCAAUUUCAUUCCUCUCUUUUUUCUUCUUCUUUUCUUUCUUUCUAGGUUUUCUCUUCUCCAUGGCUUCCCUCUCAUCGCAAUCCAACACGAAUUUGCUUCGGUACUUUGUAUGAAUAUUAAUGUCAAAUUCAGAUGAAAUAACGAUUCCACCUAAAUCGAAGAGAUUAAAACAUGAAAACGAAGACAAGCUAAGUGAUUUACCUGAUUGCGUUAUCCUUCACAUAUUGUCAUUCUUGAACGCAAAAGAAGUCGUUAGAACUUGUAUUUUGUCUCCAAGAUUGAAGAAUCUUUGGAAAAGUAUUCCAACUCUUGUAUUGCAUUCGACCAAUUUUUCUACUUUCAAGAGUUUUACCAAAUUCGUUUCUAAGAUUUUGACUCUUCGCGAUGGCUCAAUUGCACUGCAUGCUCUUGAUUUUGAGCGUAUAGGUAGUAUCGAGCCUCACCUUCUCAAAAGAAUUGUAAACUAUGCUUUUUCUCAUAAUGUUCAACGAUUGGGAAUUUCUGUGAAAGGUGAUAUUUGUCAUAUUCUGCCCUGUAUUUCUUCGUGUCGUACAUUAACAUCUCUUAAGCUUUCUGUUUCUCCUAAAGGUCGUCAUAAUUAUGGCAGAACAUUGUUUCCUAAGUCUUUGAAUUUGCCAGCACUAACCACCUUGCAUCUAGGGAAUUUCGCUUUUUGUGCUAGUGACAAGGACAAGACUGAGCCAUUUUCAGCUUUUAAUAAGUUGAAUAGUUUGGUCAUUGACAAUUGUACAGUGAAGGAUGCACAAAUUCUUUGCAUAUCAAGUAAGACGCUUGUCAAUUUGACUAUGCGUAACCAUUCUUCUGACCUUUACAAAAUUGAACUAUCUGCACCUAGUCUUUGCACAUUUGCUUUUACCGGCACCCCUUAUCAGAAACUCUGUGGAAACAAUCUUUCUUCUGUUAAACAAGUCAAUAUUGAUGCAGAAAUGUUGUCAAACUACACAGAGCCUCCUUUGGUUUUACUUAGCUGGUUAUUAGAGCUUGCCAAUAUCAAAUCAUUGACGGUCUCUGCAAGUACUCUUCAGGUUCUCUCCUUAAUUCCCGAUUUAUUGAAGGAUAAGCUCACUUCCUUGUGUAACUUGAAGUCACUUAAAGUACAACUAAAACCACUUUCAUAUGGAUUAUCCAUGACACUGAGAACUGCCAAGUUUCAAAAAGAAUUUAAAGCAGGAUCAGAACCAUCUUCACCCAUACCCGAUGGCAUAGUGGACUUUUUGAUUCAAAACUCACCGUCGGCAGAAGUCGACAUCAUAGAUUGCUCAAGGUUUGGCGGCUCCUUUGACAAUCUACCUCCAUUUCCUAUGUCUUCCAUUUUUCCUCAAUUCCUCCAGCCUUCAUCUCGAGAGCCUGUUGUGGAUGACCUGCGUCAACGGAUACAACAGUUAGAGCAAGCCGUAUUGGAAGUACAGCAGUAUAUUCAACUAGCCCAUGAGGAGAUAUCUCGGGAGAGGGACGAAAUGUCUGCCAUUCAAGGGCAUAUGUCGAUGCUGUCAAAGACCCUUGCUGCCCUAAAGCGGCAGAUGCAGACCAUGGGGUUGUGGCAAUAGUGUCAAAGAUCAUCAGCGCCUCUAUCAAUAUCGCGAUGACUGAUGAUGAUGAGGAUUAUAUAGAUUUUAAGAAUAGCUAAACAUGUUUUUGUCUUGAAUAUUUAAUCUCUCUUCUCUAUAUAUAAAUCAUUUAGUGUUGUUUUUUACCCUUCAAUUUUUAAUAAUUGAUUAUUUACUGUUGCUUUGUGAGUGCAAA
Cicer arietinum (chickpea) is the source of this 1913-nucleotide messenger RNA. Its product is annotated as F-box protein At4g22280-like. NCBI's taxonomy places the organism in Eukaryota, Viridiplantae, Streptophyta, Magnoliopsida, Fabales, Fabaceae. Gene Ontology annotation, molecular function: protein binding. The record is from RefSeq and is a predicted model, not a curated record.